AUGGCCGAGCCAGACGCAUCUACAAGCUAUAUCACGCUCGUCUCUUCAGACAAUCACAAAUUCAUCUUGAUGAAAGAUGUGGCGCUGAUAUCGUCUGUGCUUCGAAACAUGGAAGAGUUCGAGGAGGGCCAAACUGGAAAGAUCAACUUGGAUAUGGACGGCGAGAUCCUCGAUGUGGUGGUGAAUUACUUGCACUAUAACUAUAAGUAUAAGGAUCAGGACGAUACGGGCGAGAUUCCAGAGUUCAAGAUUCCAACCCACUUGGCCUUGGAGCUUCUUGUCAAGGCCGACUACUUGGACAUUUAG
Candidozyma haemuli is the source of this 306-nucleotide messenger RNA. It is a transcript of the gene ELC1, whose product is annotated as elongin C. Gene Ontology annotation, biological process: ubiquitin-dependent protein catabolic process. Gene Ontology annotation, cellular component: elongin complex. The record is from RefSeq and is a predicted model, not a curated record. Gene Ontology annotation, molecular function: protein-macromolecule adaptor activity. The transcript has a single exon. Lineage: Eukaryota; Fungi; Ascomycota; Pichiomycetes; Serinales; Metschnikowiaceae. Bases 1 to 306 code for a protein of 101 amino acids.